Olea europaea var. sylvestris is the source of this 1727-nucleotide messenger RNA. RefSeq names its product glutathione S-transferase L3-like. Gene Ontology annotation, molecular function: glutathione transferase activity. NCBI's taxonomy places the organism in Eukaryota, Viridiplantae, Streptophyta, Magnoliopsida, Lamiales, Oleaceae. The record is from RefSeq and is a predicted model, not a curated record. The transcript has 10 exons. Bases 822 to 1532 code for a protein of 236 amino acids.
UUAUUAAGCCAGGAGUUGAAUUAAUUAAUUCUUGGAGCUUUGCAGGAAUAGCUAACAAGCAAGUUCUAAGUAAAGAACUUGCACACUUGAAUAAUGAUAUCUAUAUGUUAAUUUAAAAUGCAAGGGACGAUUAAGAUGGUGUAUCAAUUAAUGUCACUUAAAUGUCAUCUACAUGAAUGAGAAUCAUCAGUCUAGAUGGAUGGUAUUACUCGAAAUGGAAAUCUCCUAUCCAAUGAAAAUGAAUCGAAAACUGAUAAGAAUCUGUGAUUUCAAACAGAUUGAACAAAGAUUAUGAAUCUUUUUGUUUAACUUUUGAAGUAGCUAAAAGAAAAGCAACGACUAGAGUAGGGAGUCAUGGUCGAAAAGAGAAUUCUUCACUUCUCUCAUGAGAUUGCCGAGUCUGCUCCAGCAGCAUGAUGAGGCGGAGGUAGGCAAGGGGCAGCGAGUGAAAACAGAACUCUUGAAACACCAAAAGCACCAAAUCUCUAAUCACUAUCCUUGAUUACAAUAAAAUAAACUUGAAUAAUUCUACGUAACAUCAGCCUAUACUCUUAAAUGGGAUUCAUGUCCCUUUUAAAAUUAUCUAUCAACUAAUGAUACUUGAAUGUCACUUAAACUAAUAUUUAUCACCUGUGGUGCUAAAUAACGGACAUUACUAUAUAAACUCUGACAAAUGUAACAUUUCACCACUUUGUAUAUAAUAUAUUAAACAAAAGGUAUCUUGGAUCCCAAUAGCAAGCAAUAAUAAACGAUUUACAAAUCAUAAGUACUCAAUCUGUUGAGUCAACUACCUGCAAACUUGAGCUUGAUCAAGAACAUCAAUGGCUGCCUACAACGUUGAAGAGGUUCUUCCACCAGUCUUGGAUUCGACUUCUGAAUCACCACCACUCUUUGAUGGAACCACUAGGUUGUAUCUCAACUAUGAGUGUCCAUUUUGCCAACGCGUGUGGAUUGUCAGGAAUUAUAAGGGUUUACAUGACAAGAUCAAGUUAAUUGCCAUUCACCUUCGAAACAAGCCCGGUUGGUACAAGGAGAAGUUGUAUCCUGAAAAUAAGGUUCCAUCACUGGAGCACAAUGGAAAGGUCAUUGGAGAGAGCUUGGAUUUGAUUAAAUACCUCGACAGUAACUUUGAAGGACCGGCUCUGUUACCUGAUGUUCCUGCCAAACAGAACUUUGCAAAAGAGCUGGUAGCCAAUUGUGGAACAUUCAUAAACAAUGUGUUCACUUCGUUCAGAGGAGAUCCAGUGAAAGAAGCUGGCGGUGAAUUCGACUAUUUAGAAACUGCACUCGGUAAAUUCGAUGAUGGGCCAUUCUUCCUUGGUCACUUCAGUCAGGUGGACACUGUUUAUGUUCCAUUCAUUGAAAGGUUUCACAUCUUUUUACAAGAAGUGUGGAAAUAUGACAUCACAUCUGGUAGGCCAAAGUUAGCAGCAUACAUACAGGAGAUUAACAAAAUUGAUGCAUACAAGAACACUAAGUGCAAUCCUAAAGCACUGGUCGAACUUUAUACAAGCUGGUAUCUGGCCAAGUGAAAUUGAUCUGAAAAACUACUGCAACGGAACAUUUUUAUGUUAUGUACUGGAUUGUAUUUUUUCUUCACUUGUUUGUGAUAAACUAGACCUUGGCGCAAUAAAAUUGUAUCAACGUUAAUAAGUUAGCUUGCUCAAAUUGUUGCGACUGGAUUGAGCUAAACGGUAUUAAUGAAUGAUAUUUCAACUUCUUUUUAA